CGCUAUAUUUGCGUUUGAAAGGCUCCACCAAGAAAACACCAAAGUCCCAGACAAAGAAAAAAGAGGAAUAAUCAAAGUUAAAGCUACUCGCUGCUUUCUGCUUUCUCCACACACCUUGGAUUUUUCUUUAUUAUUGUAUGUAUUUUUCACCAGUUUCUCCUCUUCUUUGUGUAGCGCAUACACUCAGCGGUUUUCUCUUCUCUGGGUUUCUGCCUGCAUUUCGUCGGCGUUUGAUUUGGAGUUGGCUGUUUUUAUCGCUUCAUUUUUUAUUUUGUUCGUAGCCCAUUAUCUCUGGCCCAAUUUGCUGUCUUUUUUAGCGACAGUUGAUCUAUCGGGGCCUGUUGCUUUUCUGUCUUUUGGGUUUAGAUCAUUUUUGUGUGGGUGGAGAUCUGCAGCGGGUUGCAUAUUGCUUGAAUUUUGAAACUUUGUAACGCAUUUAAGUAUUUAUUUCAAGAAUUUGAGUGCCAUCCUGAUGCGAAAGUUUUGAUCUUUUUGUUCGCCCGAAAUUUUAGAGUAAUUUUUAAGAUAUCAAGGUUUUGGGUUGAGGAUAACUGGCAAGUGGGGUUUAAGAUUUGUUGUUGUCGAGAUGGCUAAUGGUGUGACUGGUUAGCGAGGAGUCACUUGCCGAUGUUUGGUAAUAGUAUGGUCCCUCCAUUAAGUUCGGCAGCUAAGUCUGUGGGACCUUUAAGCUAAAGUUUGAUUCACUUUUGAGAACAAAAGGUGGGGAGUAGGCUUCCCUUUUGAUCCAAUUAUACUUCUGUGAGUUUGAUUCAUUGAAUUGAAGCAAAUCAAGGGAAAAAAGGAGGACCCUCAUUGUGGAAAAUGUCACAGAAGAAAGUCUUUCAAUCGAUCAAAUCAUUGCCUGUGGACUUAGGCUCUGUGGGUUCUUCUGGAAGUGAUAGGAUGAGUUUAUCUGAUGCUGUAUCGGGAAAUGCUGAGUUACUGAGUGAUGCUGCAGAAGGCACCGCCAAUGGAAGGGGUGAUGUUGGAUCGGAAAAUGAUGAAUCACCCUAUUAUAGUUCGGAUAUGCCUGCCAAAGUUGGGGCUUCUUCGGGUGAUGAUGGCGAUGAUGGCAAUGCUGAGAAUACUCCUAUACGGUUGAUUAAAAAAUCGCACGAUGACUCUAAGUGGAGUGACACCACCCCCUACAUGUCGAAGAAGAAGCUUCAGUCAUGGUUUCAACUUCCUGAUGGUAAUUGGGAGCUAGGGACUAUUCUUCAGACUUCUGGAAAUGAGUCAUUGAUAUCUUUGGCUGAAGGAAAAGUUCUGAAAGUGAACUCGGAAUCUCUGGUGCCUGCUAAUCCUGAUAUACUUGAUGGUGUGGAUGAUCUUAUGCAACUAAGUUACUUAAAUGAGCCAUCAGUAUUGUACAAUCUCCAGUAUAGAUAUGACCAAGAUAUGAUUUACACUAAAGCAGGGCCAGUUUUGGUUGCCAUUAAUCCCUUUAAGAAAGUCUCUUUAUAUGGCAAUGAUUAUAUUGAUGCUUAUAAGCGCAAAACCAUGGAGAGCCCACAUGUAUAUGCUAUCACUGAUACAGCCAUGCGUGAAAUGAUCCGAGAUGAAGUAAAUCAAUCUAUAAUUAUAAGUGGGGAAAGUGGAGCCGGAAAAACUGAGACAGCAAAGAUAGCAAUGCAAUAUUUGGCUGCCCUGGGAGGUGGUAGUGGGAUAGAGUAUGAGAUUCUGAAGACAAAUCCAAUUUUGGAAGCCUUUGGUAAUGCCAAGACAUUAAGAAAUGACAACUCGAGUCGCUUCGGAAAGCUGAUUGAAAUUCACUUCAGUGACACUGGAAAAAUAUCUGGUGCCAGGAUUCAAACUUUUUUACUUGAAAAGUCCAGAGUUGUUCAAUGUUCAGAGGGAGAAAGGUCAUAUCAUAUCUUUUAUCAGCUUUGUGCUGGAGCUCCAACUAUGCUUAGAGAAAAACUAAAUUUAAAGAAUGCAGAUGAGUUCAAGUACUUGAGCCAAAGCAACUGCUUUAUGAUUUCUGGGGUUGAUGAUGCUGAACAGUUUCGUGUAGUAAUGGAAGCUCUGGAUAUUGUUCAUGUUAAAAAGGACGACCAAGAUAGUGUCUUUGCUAUGCUAGCUGCAGUACUCUGGCUGGGAAAUGUCUCCUUUACUGUGAUUGAUAGUGAAAAUCAUGUUGAACCAGUGGUGGAUGAAGGUCUAAUCACUGUUGCUACACUGAUUGGGUGCAAUGUUGGGGAGCUAAAGCUAGCUUUAUCAACUCGGAAAAUGAGAGUAGGAAAUGAUACAAUUGUUCAAAAGCUUACCCUUGCUCAGGCUAUUGAUACAAGAGAUGCUUUGGCAAAAUCAAUUUAUUCUUGUUUGUUUGAUUGGCUAGUUGAGCAAAUCAAUAAAUCGCUGUCAGUAGGCAAAAGGCGCACUGGAAGAUCAAUUAGUAUUCUUGAUAUUUAUGGUUUUGAAUCAUUUGAGAGGAAUAGUUUUGAGCAAUUCUGCAUCAAUUAUGCCAAUGAAAGAUUACAACAACACUUCAAUCGUCAUUUGUUCAAAUUGGAGCAAGAGGAAUACAUUCAAGAUGGUAUUGACUGGGCAAAAGUUGAUUUUGAAGAUAAUCAAGAUUGUCUUAAUCUCUUCGAGAAGAAACCAUUAGGGUUACAAUCCUUGCUCGAUGAGGAAUCUACCUUUCCAAAUGGCACAGAUCUGAGCUUUGCCAAUAAGCUCAAGCAACAUCUGAAGUCCAAUCCUUGCUUUAGAGGAGAAAGAGGGAAAGCAUUUACUGUUCGUCAUUAUGCAGGAGAGGUUACGUAUGACACUACUGGGUUUCUGGAGAAGAAUCGAGAUUUACUUCAUUUGGAUUCCAUCCAUCUUCUUUCUUCUUGCACUUGCCAACUUCCGCAGGCUUUUGCUUCUAGUAUGCUUACUCAAUCUGAGAAGCCAGUAGUAGGUGCACUGUAUAAGUCUGGUGGUGCAGAUUCACAAAAAUUAAGUGUUACGACAAAAUUCAAGGGCCAAUUAUUCCAAUUAAUGAAACGCCUUGAGAACACAACACCACAUUUCAUACGCUGUAUAAAGCCCAACAACUUCCAAUCUCCUGGCAGUUAUAACCAAGGACUGGUACUACAACAGCUGCGUUGUUGUGGAGUCUUAGAAGUUGUUAGAAUAUCAAGAUCUGGUUUUCCUACUAGAAUGUCACAUCAAAAGUUUGCCAGAAGGUAUGGUUUUCUUCUAUUAGACCAUGUUGCAUCACAGGAUCCACUCAGUGUUUCAGUAGCAAUCCUUCAUCAGUUUAACAUUCUACCUGAGAUGUAUCAAGUUGGCUACACAAAGUUGUUUUUCCGCACGGGACAGAUGGGAGUUCUUGAAGACACAAGAAAUCGUACUCUGCAUGGUAUCUUGCGUGUGCAAAGUUGCUUUAGAGGUCAUAAAGCUCGUUGCUAUUUGAAGGAGUUACGGAGAGGGAUUGCUACUCUUCAAUCGUUUAUCCGUGGUGAAAAAACUAGAGAAGAGUAUGCAAUCUCUUUGCGGAGGCAUAGAGCAGCAAUAUCUAUCCAAAAGCAUGUAAAAGCCAGGAUUUGCAGAAAAAAGUUCAAGAGAAAAACCGAGGCAUCAACUGUAAUACAAUCAGUUAUUCGUGGCUGGUUGGUCAGAAGAUGCUCAGGAGACAUAGGCUUGCUGCAAUUUGGAGGUAGAAAGGGUAAUGAACCAGAAGAGGUGCUGGUGAAGUCAUCAUUCCUUGCGGAACUGCAACGGCGGGUUCUUAGAGCUGAGGCUUCUCUGAGAGAAAAAGAAGAAGAGAACGAUAUCCUUCACCAACGGCUCCAACAGUACGAGAACCGGUGGUCUGAAUACGAGCUGAAAAUGAGGUCCAUGGAAGAAGUGUGGCAGAAACAGAUGAGAUCACUUCAGUCAAGCCUUUCCAUCGCAAAGAAGAGCCUGGCUCUUGAUGAUUCCCAGAGAAAUUCAGAUGCCUCCGUCAAUGGAAAUGAUGAGAAAGAGACGAGCUGGGAGACACACAACAACUUCAGGCUUCACGAGAAUAACAGAGGACGAUCAAUGAGCGCUGGUAUAAGUGUCAUCACUCGAUUGGCCGAGGAGUUUGAGCAAAGGAGUCAAGUAUUCGGAGAUGAUGCCAAGUUCUUGGUAGAAGUAAAAUCAGGUCAGGCCGAGGCGAGUUUGGAUCCAGACAGCGAGCUCCGAAGGCUGAAACAAAUGUUUGAAGCUUGGAAAAAAGACUACGGAGCACGACUGAGGGAAACUAAGGUGAUUCUCAACAAGCUUGGAAACGAAGAAGGGUCGUCAGCCGACAAGGUGAGAAAGAAAUGGUGGGGAAGGAGGAACAGCACAAGGAUGAACUAAGUUGCUCUAACAUUAUUAUUACUCUAAAAGCAAACUCUUCUUUUUUCCCUUUUCCUCUACAUCUUUGCCGAUGCCAUUUGACGAAAGUAUAUAAAGUUCAAUCACCAUCUCCCUUCUUGUUGCUAAGUUUGCAUACUGCAAACAGGUCACUCCAAGUGAGAAAACAUUGUAUUCGGGUCGAAACACGGUGUUGCUAGGCAACGGUGCAAUGGUUUUGUCUGUUUCGUUGGCUCCUUCUGGUGCUUGAGAGAGCCAGAAUCAUGCCAAAAAUGGUAUUGUAAAGUCACAGUGGAUCAUUUUUUGAGAGCAAACAUUUGGUGUUCACUCUUUGCAUCUGUAUUUGUUUUUCUCUGGUCUCCUUCAGACUCAUUGGGCUCAGUUGUUUACAAAAGCAAAAGUAAGAGCAGGAGCUUUGUGCACAGUAUAGCUUACAUGAGAUGAGAGUUUCUAUUGCAGAAGGUCGGAGCAGAGCUCUGUAUAUGUGAUGCAAUGAUAUGAAAUGUUUGGGUUUUGUUUCAGAAAAGAUUGGAACAAUUACAUAAA
Molecule: messenger RNA, 4857 nt
Organism: Sesamum indicum (sesame)
Lineage: Eukaryota; Viridiplantae; Streptophyta; Magnoliopsida; Lamiales; Pedaliaceae
Product: myosin-1
Biological process (GO): actin filament organization
Cellular component (GO): membrane; cytoplasm; actin cytoskeleton
Molecular function (GO): microfilament motor activity; ATP binding; actin filament binding
Source: RefSeq, a predicted model, not a curated record